Messenger RNA from Cladocopium goreaui, 1909 nucleotides. Lineage: Eukaryota; Dinophyceae; Suessiales; Symbiodiniaceae. The record is from the annotation of a GenBank genome assembly.
GCUGUGGGCUUGUGAAGGGGUAGGCUGUAGCCGCGGGGCUGGCUUGCGAUUGGAGGACUAGAAACAUGGGAGACACAUACGAUGCAAAAAGCAAUGGAGCUCUACGUUGCGCUAGAGCUCCAGCUCCAGCUCUAUUGGCCAUUCCAUCGCUCCUUCCACCAUCACUUGCACAUUCUGCACAUUCUGCACAUUUAAAUGCACUGAAUGCACUGAAUGCAUCAAAUGCAUCAUGCUCAAUGCUUUCGCUACAAAAUCAAAGACUGGGGCCAAACAUUGGCCCAUCGAUGCCAUCCAUGCCAUCGACUUUUCAAGCCUUUCCUUCUUGGGCACCUGGGCCCCCGGCGCUUGCAACUUCGGCACCUCUGCCGCUGUCGCAGGGCUCGCCUGUGUCAUUGAUUCCCGUCCCUGUUGCAGCUGUUGGCCCAGUCGCCCCAGUCGCUCCCCUCACUACAGUGGCACAUCCGUUGCCAGCUGUUGGUCCGUCGCUGAUACUUUCUGCCCAUUCGGCCCAUGCGGCUCACUCUCAGAUCUCUCAGUCAAUGCCAUCAAGCUCACCCGUUGCUUCGCCGAUGUCACCCACUGUGACGUCCUUUGGUCUCAGUGCUCCGAAGACAGCACCAGCACCAGGCUUCAGCGCCCCACACGCGCAAAACGAAACUUUUCUGUCAGUUUCGAGAUCACCUUUCACAUUUGGAUGCACAGAGCAGGCUGGUAGCGUUGUAGAUUUGCGAAGCGAGCGCUUCGCAGUGAAUGGAUCCAACUUGCCGCUACGAGUCAGAACUGGCCGACGCGCAGGGCCACACUCCAGACGAGUCAGACGGGUGCAACGCACGGUGCAAUCCAAUUGUGUACACCCGGUGUGGCCAGAUGCGUGGAACUUGAUUCCAAAUCCUUCCAUUCGUCAAAGUGAUGUGAGACUGGAGGCCGGGAACCUCGUACCACCUGUGAAGAAUACGGAGAAAGUAUUGAUUUGGCAUUGCCGACAUCCACACGGACUAUUUUCGAUGUUCUCACUGGCGUUAGGUCACGCAGAGACCUGCGAAAAACAGGGACUGGGGCUCAUCGUGGAUUGGACCUCCAGCGAGUUGCUCUAUCGGGGGCCACCCGGAGAGCCCAACGUUUGGACCGCUUUUUUCGUGCAGCCAGCCGAAAUCAAAAUAGCAUCCGAGGCCAUUCGUCAUGCCAUUCGCUCUGGACAGUACAUGGAAACAAGCAAGCAUCAUGUGGUCUACGGACACUACCGUGGCGUCAUCCAGGAUUACGGAGGCAUUCCUGCAGACCAGGCUGCGCGUGGCCGGGCCUUGUGCCGACGGAGCAUUGCUUUGCAGCCAAGGUUUCAGGAGAAACUCGAACAGACAAUGUCUUCAAUCCUUAAACCAGGCAAGCGGCUCGCUGUUCACAUUCGUAGGAGUGACAAAGUCGUUGAAGCAGCGGCAAAUUUCGAGUUGUCCGACGAUAGCCUCCUCAAGCGCAUUAUUUCUCAGUGCGUUGCGUGGAAGAUGGAUGGUGUGUUCCUUUGCAGUGACGACGCUUCUUUGAAGACCCGCCUGACAAACUCUUUGGAACGAUAUGGCCUGUUAGUCUCUACCUACGAUGCGACUUUGCCAGCAGAAGCUUCCCAGGCAGUUCACUUUGACAAGAGCUUGGAUUCUUACAAGAAAGCAGAGGAUGUGGUGAUAGAAACUUUCCUGAUGGCAAAAGGCUGUCAUGGACUGCUCUCAACGUACUCAAACGUGUCCGCAGCUGUUGUAUACCUCAGCCCAGACAGCUUUCAGUACACAACUUUCUGGGAUCCUGUGGAAGUGCAGGAAGAUGUUUCGCCUUGCACUCCAGAGCCCUGAAUCCAGGGAAACAAUACCAUCAAAUCCCAGAUAUAGGACUCAGUACUUUGAAACAAUAAUUUCAUUUC